Molecule: messenger RNA, 2701 nt
Organism: Trifolium pratense (red clover)
Lineage: Eukaryota; Viridiplantae; Streptophyta; Magnoliopsida; Fabales; Fabaceae
Product: protein LNK1-like
Exons: 11
Coding region: 511-2520 (669 amino acids)
Biological process (GO): regulation of DNA-templated transcription; circadian rhythm
Source: RefSeq, a predicted model, not a curated record
UGCAAGUUGAAGUAGGAUAGUAGGAAGAAAACGAAUCACAAACCAAACAACUGUUUGAGGCCAAAAAAAAGCUCUCAAAAUAAUCACUUCUUGCUCAUUCCACGUUUUGGUCUAUAAUUGGUGAAGGUUUUGCCAGGCUCCACUUUUUUCUUAUGAAACUUAAAAUGGGAAAGUUUUGAAAUCCCAUUUCAUAAUCCAGAGAUGCCAAAAAGUUGCAGCAGUCGCGCCGGCUUUGUAUUUCUUUGACUGAAAAGGUUUGCUAUAUAAACAUGAAAUUGGAUCAAGCAUUUGAGUGUAUCACUAGUGAUGGAUAGACGAUCUGCGGGGAAUGUCAAAAUCUACAUGUUUGAGUGAGUGCUUUUGCUCUGGCAUAAUCUUAAAAGCAGGCUGUUGUGCAAUCCAAGUUCAGUAGUGCUAGGGAUGCAGAAGUGGCUUGGUAGCUAUUAACAAGACACCAGAAGCAUCGAUGUUACUGCUAUUGUGAAGUGUACAGAAUACAGUCCUUGUUAAAUGUUCAAAGAUAAUGCGUGGGACGAAUUUGAUGAGAAUCAUGAUCUCAUAGUCCCCCAUUCUGGAAGCCAACACAAUAAUCUGUUUGUAAUUGAGGGUGAUGGCUGUAAGAAAUCACAUCACGACUUACGUGGGUUAGAAAGUAGUGGUUAUGUUAGUAGCUAUGGUACUCUGGGUAAAGAUGAAUUAUACUUGCAAAAUAUGACCCAGAAUGAAAGAAUGCCAGAAAAGGAUUCAUGGUCUGACACACCUGAAGGUGUAUUUUCUUCAUGUGAUGGUGACUCAUACAGAGAAGCAAAAGGGCUAACUUCAGAUCAUACAGGCAUGUCUGAUCACUGUUUCAAGAACGGCAAUAUAGAUUCUGGUGGUAGCAAGCUUUGUGCAGAUGAUACAAUCUUGGAAGAAAAGUGUGGGGUGGAAGAUGAUGGGGCAUGUCAACAUCCAAAAAAUCACAUAUCUGAAGCUGAUAAUGAACUCAGUUUUCUUGAUAAUGACGGGUGGCUGGAUAUAGGAAACUUAGAAGAUGUUGACAGGAUGUUAAGUUGUGAUUUAACAUUUGGAAUGGGGAGUCUCAAUAAUGAAGAGGAGUUCUGCUGGUUUUCUUCUUCACACAGUGCUGAAGGUUCAGAUGAUGCAUUAAUGUCCGACUUAAAGCUUCAUUGUGCCGACAUGAGUCCAUUGAAAAAUAUAUCUGAAUACAAUAUGGAUUCAUCCAAGGACAACAUUGAAGUUCUUCCGAUCAAUGAUUCAAACAAAAAGUCAUCCCCCGGUGAUAAGACAAGAUCUCAAAUGGAUGUGGAUGACAAUGGUGUCCCUGCUUCGUUAUCAAUGUUCAAUGAAUCAGAUAAAAAAUCUGGUGAUAAAGAUGCCUUGGUGUCCAAAGAAAAGAAGAAGCUUCCAAAGUCAUCAGCAGGAAAGCGAAAAAAUGGCAAUUCUAUUCAUCGUUAUACUCCUCCUGAGCAAUAUGCAGAUAUACAUCAGCAGUUUGGAGCCUCUUCUAGUGGAGUUACUUCUCUUGAUAGUAAUCAGAAGCAUAAGCAGAACACAGAUUAUGAUUCUUUAGGCUGCAUACUAACACAAAUUCCUUUAGCGCACCUAGACUUUAGUCAUGCUCCAAAUCACACUUCCGUCUCUUCAAAUUUCUCUGGACCAAGAGCGGACCAUGAUGUAUACAUGUCUCCUUCUCUUAUAGAAUCAUCUUAUGCUUCAAACAUGGAUUGUUCUCAUAGUCAUUCUUUGGUGGCUGCUGCCUUGAAAACAAAUGAGAAUAGGGAAAAGUAUCAUAGCCAUGGCAACCUCUUAAAUACGAGUUACAAAAACGAAAGAAGGGCAAAUGAAAUGCCAUUUCACAGUCCAAGUUCUUCUCAGCAGGUAGCUCAUCAAUUUGAAAAUGAAGAUGAAGGUCAUAGUAAAGUUCGAGGGGUUAGUCUAGGAUUUUCAUCAAAAAUAGACUCAUCAACUGUACAGGAAAGCUCACCCAUAAGCUCGGCUCUUGACCAAAACUUGCUCAAAGCAAAUAGCUUUUGCAACUUGCAACAGGUGUUGGAACAGUUGGAUAUUAAAACUAAACUGUGCAUAAGGGACAGUUUAUACCGCUUAGCUAAGAGUGCUGAGCAAAGAGAUAAUAAUUCAAACUCAAAUGGUUGCAUUGGAGAUGGCACUGCAGCAUGCAAAGACACAAUGACACAGGAUGCAAGCAGGUGUACAGGGUUAAUGGAUAUCGAAACCAACACAAAUCCUAUUGAUCGGUCUAUAGCACACUUAUUGUUUCACAGGCCCUCACAUCCAUCAACGCUGCUUCAAAACGAUAUUGCACCUUUCAAAUCCAGUGCCAUGAUACAUGAAUCAACUAUCAAUCCAUCAGUAAAGGCUGAGAAACAGGUCUGUCAGGAAGAUUCUUCUACCGAUGUAGAGAAAAAGCUUUUAGGGGGACGUUUCUCAGGAAACCUCUCAAUGCAUCUCAUUGCUAUCUGCAACAACCUUAACAUCCCAGGAAGAGCACUCUUUUGACAAGAUAUUUCUUUGUCAAAUAUCUCAGCAGUCCAUUCUUCUCUCACAGCUCUAUUAACCCAACUACAAAGAUCCACACCAUUAGUCCCUUGUGGAGCUGAGCACAUAGAAACUUUCCCUGUUAGAAUUUCUAUUAAAAGUGAUCCAUAGCUCCAAACAUCUGAUUGCAUUGUAACUUUUC